This is a messenger RNA of Asparagus officinalis (garden asparagus), 604 nucleotides long. RefSeq names its product huntingtin-interacting protein K. The transcript has 4 exons. Gene Ontology annotation, biological process: negative regulation of apoptotic process; protein stabilization. Lineage: Eukaryota; Viridiplantae; Streptophyta; Magnoliopsida; Asparagales; Asparagaceae. The record is from RefSeq and is a predicted model, not a curated record. The coding region runs from base 65 to 400 and encodes 111 amino acids.
CAGCUAAGAUUUUUGCUAGAGAAAGAGUUGGAGAGGAGAAAAGGACCCCCCCCCAAAAAAAAGAAUGGAGGCAGGAGACGAAGCUGCGGUCGAUAGAGUGGUCGACUCCAAGGAUUUACAGCAGCAGAGCAAAGCCCUCGAUAAGCUCACCGAUCGCGUCGAAGAUCGCCAGCUCGAUUCCACUCGAGUUCAAGAGGCUAUGGCGGCUCUCAGUUCGUCUAAAGAAGCUGAUUUAAAUGCCAUGAGGAUGAGGGAGAAAGAAUUAGCUGCUGUUAAGAUCAAUCCUGCUGAUGUCGAUAUAAUCGCAAACGAGCUUGAGCUGGACAAGAAGGUAGCUGAGAGAACGCUACGUGAGCAUAAAGGCGAUACCGUCGCUGCCAUUCGCCACUUGCUUCGCUGAAGGGCCUUGUAGUUUUUUUUUGAAUCUGUUUUUUAUCCUUAAUGAAUGAUUCUGGAACAAUUAUCACAACUCAAGAUACAAGGGAAAGAUGCAGGAUGAGAUGUUUCACCCUUGUAUUAACUCUUGCAUUGUAGUUUUGAAGGAACCAAGUUUUCGUCCGGUAUUUUUAGUUAAUCUGAUCGCAUGGCAAGCUUGCUUCGAAUA